Messenger RNA from Rhopilema esculentum, 955 nucleotides. RefSeq lists its product as uncharacterized. The record is from RefSeq and is a predicted model, not a curated record. NCBI's taxonomy places the organism in Eukaryota, Metazoa, Cnidaria, Scyphozoa, Rhizostomeae, Rhizostomatidae.
AAGAAUAUAAAUUUGAGGAGUGCAUUGAAGUCAUUUCGAAGCGUUCUUGGCACAUUGACGUCUUAGUUGGCUUUGGUGCAGUUAUUUAGAGUCAUCUUGGUUUCAGAAUGGAUUUGAAAUUCCUGGCUGCUUUCCUUCUUUUAGCAGUGACAGUUUAUGCUAUUCCUUUCGAGAGCAAUGAUCCAUUUGAGACUGAGGCUCCUGUUGAAGCGAUAGAUGCUGACGAUAACAGUGAUGAAGGUCUAUCCGCUAUAAACGACCUUAUGCGCGACACUGAAAAGUCCGUGAAGAAAAAAAGACCCAGGGGCAUGCGAAGACCUUACUUCUCAAAAGGAAAAUACUGUGUUUGCAAGAAACUACGUAGGCCAAAAGGGGACGAGCCAGAAAUUACUGAGAAGGAUGUUGAUGACCAUAUCAAAGAGAUGGCUGAAAAGGUUGAUGACUCAAUGGCUGGUAUCAAAUUGAAGAGUAAGGGGAAUGCAUUGAGAAAAAUUGUUAGAUCAUUUUUCCACCGUGAAACUCUUAGCUGUUACUGCACAUAUAAGAGGCCUAUUGUCAGGUUGAUGAAUGCUCUUCGUUAUUUACACUACCUACACCGCAAACAGAUGGCUGUUUUUGGACAUUUAGGUUUCCUUAUCAAGCAAAUCAAGAGACUUAGACUGCCAAAAGGAAAGACGACAAAAGGAAAGAUUACAAAAGGAAAGUCGACAAAAGGAAAUACGACAAAAGGAAAGAAGGGACCUAGCAAGACAAAACAAGGCUGAAGGGACAUGGCAGAUAUCUCAAGUCAGGAUUCUAACAACAACACUAUCUGCUUCUGUAGCUGCUAAUUAUGAGUCUUGCAAUGCAAACGAGUAGAUGGCAUUUUUGUACCUUGCUGAGUUUAUGAAUUAUGAAGGUAUUACUGAAGAUAUUUUAAUGAUGAGGCUGAAGUAUCAGAAAUGAACUAAACAAU